Molecule: messenger RNA, 6061 nt
Organism: Clunio marinus
Lineage: Eukaryota; Metazoa; Arthropoda; Insecta; Diptera; Chironomidae
Source: the annotation of a GenBank genome assembly
CACGUUAUCAUCUAGGAUUAUAUAGAAUUUAGUGUUAGUGAGAAAUAAGAAAAUGGAGGAUAAUAAACGCUUUGAACUAUUGCGUUUCAAAAAUCAGCUUCUGAAGCCACAUGUCGGGUUCUUGGUGUUCAUGUGUAGCAAAUUGGACAAAGCAGAGGCUGAAAAAUGGAAUAUAAUGCUCAGAUUCAUAAAUUCCGAUAGAAUAGUAAGCAAGGAUCAGAUCAAUAACAUGAACAGUGCCAUUUUAAAUGCAAAGAAUACACUUCGGAGUAAAACUGCAAAUAAGAAAUUAGAGAUUCAUCAACCAAGUUCUUCGCAUACAGUUGAUCAAAGAUUAGAACAAUACAAAAAUAAGAGCCCUGUACGGUAUUACGGUCGACAAGAUUCUGGUGGCUAUGCGGUUAAAGAAAGAGUUGUUGUAGAAAGAACAAUUUACCAUAAUAAUUAUUCAGAGCGUCAAGAAAAUCAAAGUUUUGAGACGUCAAACUUUCAUAAUCGAGAUCCAAGAAUUCGUAGAUUGCAAGAUGCUUCAUCAUCUCAUCGAAACGAAUUUGAUAAUAACCGAAGAGAAUGUACAGAAGUUUCAAAUUACAUCAAAUAUCUCCCUUCAAGUGAAUCUUAUAAUUCAAAUAAUCAGUCACAAAUGGCACACGAUGGUUCGAGAUAUCAAGGUCAUAAAUAUUCUCGUUUGCCUCCUAAAGGUCAUGCAUUACAGGAGUUUGAAAGUCUAAAAGAAACGUACAGUUCAAAACCGGAAGAUCUAAGACCACAUUCUUCAUCAAAAUAUUCGGUAUCGAAUCAUUCAAGCCGUCGUAACUCGCCAAUUUUCAAUGAUGAAAGAAAACGUUCACCGUAUAGGCCACGGAGUAGUGGAAGACAUUCACCUAUUCAGUAUAAAUCGAACGACUAUGAUGAUCAUUACUCUGGACAUGAAACAUAUCGUUCAAGAGGAAGAUCUCGUAAAGGUCGUCGUCAAUAUGUUGAAGAUAUGAAAAAACGCUCUGCGUCGAGAAAUCGAUUUUCACCUCAUGCGACUGAUGCAUCGCGUUCAAAAUUCGGAAAAACUUAUGAAUCUACAACAACUCGAAAGGAUUUUGAAAGAGAGCAAGAUAAUCUCAGAUCUAAUUCAAACUCACAUCAGUUCUCAAGAAAAGAUCCAUCAAGUAACGAAAAUUAUUCAAGAAAUUUUGUUGCAAACGAGGUUAGCUCAAAAGCACAAGUUUGGGGUUAUGCACGAUCAAAGUCACGUGCUAAGUCAAUUUUCAGCCAUCAUCCGAAUCUUUCGCAUGAAAAUCAAUCCCCUGUUAUGCCGAAUGAAGUCAAAAGAAAGCCACCACCUCGUCGUAAAAGCAUGUUUGAACCUACAAAUUGCGACAGUGGAACAUGUUUUGGAAUUUACAAGCCUUUUAGUGAUUCCAAAAGCAAGAGACCAUCUGAACAAUUAGAAUUGAAGCAUUUUUCAAAUGAAAACCCAACCCCAGUGUCCAAUAACGUCGCAAGAAAACCGCCACCUCGCCGUAAAAGCAUGUUUGAACCAUCAAAAUACGACAAAUAUGGAGAUAUUCAUCGAUCAAGACCUGCUUCUCCUGAACAUAGAAUACUCUCAAACAAAAAUCGCAGAAAUUCUGGUGACAGUUCUGCAUUGAAUUAUAAAGCCACUGCCAAUAAUUUUGGAACUCAUAAAUCUUCUAAUGAUUCAGAAAAUAAUAAAUCUUCCAAAGAAUUGCAACGUGUUUCACAUGAAAUUCCAAAGUCAAUGACGUCUAGUGAAAUUAAAAAGAAGCCGCCACCUCGUCGUAAAAGCAUGUUUGAACCAUCAAGAUACGACAAAUAUGAAGAUUUUCAUCGAUCUAAGAAUCGAUCAAGGCCUGCUUCUCCCGAACAAAGAAUUGUCUCAAACAAAACUCGCAGAAACUCUGGCGACAGUUUUGCAUUGAAUUAUAACGCCACUGCCAAUAAUUUGGGAACUCAUAAAUCUUUCAAUGAUUCAGAAAAUAACAAAUCUUCCAAAGAAUUGCAACGUGUUUCACAUGAAAUUCCAAAGUCUAUGACGUCUAAUGAAAUUAAAAAGAAGCCACCACCUCGUCGUAAAAGCACGUAUGAGCCAUCAAGUCAGACCAAAUCUGAAGAAAGCCAUCGAUUUAAAAAUCGAUCAAGACCUGCAACUCCAGAAGAUAGAAAAUCCAAAGACUUGAAACGUAAUAUUUCUGACAAAGGUUAUGACGCUUCUAAGAAAAGUGCAGGGGUUGAAAAAGGUUCUGCUGCACACGAGUCUUCAAAACGUAGAAAAGGAGAAGAAACAGUUAAGGCUGUGGUAUCAAAAGAACUCGAUGUCGAAACUAUUACAAAUUGUUCUAAAAAAGUUGAAACACCAGACGAAAUCAUCAAAAGUCUACAAGAAAAAUUGGGAACUGAUGGUCUAAAUCAGUUGAAAAAUUUGUUAGUACAACAUGUUAAAGAUAGUGAUAAUAGUGGUCCGCCCAUUGCCGGAACUUCAAGCGAGAUAACGAAAUCAAGAAAUUCUCCAGAGCUUGUUAAAAGCGAAGAUAAUAAAAGAACAGAAAAACAAUCUCCCGUGAGGGUUAAGAGUAAAACUGAAAACAGAAAAUGUACAAAACGUUCUCUACCAAUUAUUGAUGAAGAUUCAUCCAGUUCUUCUGAUACUGCUUUAAUUAUCAAAAGAAAGAAGAAAAAAAUAUCAGAAGAGUUGAAUGCAAAAGAUAAACCAGUAGAAAUUAAAUCUACAAACAAAUUGAUUAAAAAGAAAAUUGAAACUCAAGCAUCUCCGUUGGUGACACAAAGAAAAGUGCCGCCGUCGGCUUCAACUCAACUAAAUGAACAAGCAAAAAUCACAAAUAAGCAAGCUAAGAAGUGUGGUAGAAAAUAUAAUGAAUUAGACAGAUUACAUAAUGAUAUCAAGGAGUUCUAUGAUGGCGAAGGGAUAGCUCAUUCAGGUGGUCCUAGAACUUGUACGAUACAAAAGAAAACUUGCGAUCAGAAGGAUGAGUUUGGAAUGGUUAAAUGUUUUGUCGAAAUUGAAGAGAUUGAUUUGAAACAGGAAGAAAUGCCCGUAAAGUUAAACCGUGAGUUUUUUGCAAGACAUUCUGAAUUAAAAAAAGAUUGGAGUCACUACCUGAAGCUUGAAAGAUUGAAGAAAGAAUUGGCUAUAAGUUCACCAGAAUCAGUGAAUAGAAAAGAAAUAAAAGAAACGAAAUUAGAAACUUCUAAAUUUCGUAGUCGAGAGGUGGAAACUUCGAACAAACAUUGCCGGUCGAACGUAAUUUUGAAAAGGCUUGGACUCGAUCAAAAGAACUCCAAGCAAAUUUGUACAAAAAAGAGACCAAUAAAACAGAUUGAGAUUUCAAAAGCAUCGCACAUGUCACAAGUUAAAAAUAAAAAUCGAGUUUCAGAAUCAAUAACAGAAGACUCAUAUCCAGAUCUAGUGGAAACAUCAACGACAGUGAAGAAGACAUCAAAUGACUUCAAGGAAUACGUCAAGAAAAACCAUUCGAAUUCAACUAUACAGAAGACACAGUCUCCUCAAGCUGAGAUAUCAACCACGCUUAAAACUAUGCAACCCUUUUCAAAAACGGUUGAAGCUAGAAAGAAAAGUUCAAAAACAGUUGAAGCUACAAGCAAAAUUGAAACUGGAAAUAAAAUUUCGAAAGCGGCACAAGCGUCAACUAACUCAGCUGAAGAAUCAACCAAAGUGCAAACUGUUUAUCCAUUUUCGGAAACAAUUGAACUUCUAUUUUCAAGUUUGAAAACAGCACAAGCGCCAUCUGAUUCAACUGAAAAUUCAAGCACACCUCAGCAAUCAAAUAAUAACAUUGGUUCUCAUCAAAAUACGGAAAACGCUUCAAAUACAUCUAAAAAAAGUUUAUUAGCAGAUUUAUUGAAGACUGACCUUAUUGAACAGAGAUCAAAGUUGGUUAAAAAAAGUUUUAAUCCUCCAAACAUACUGAAGAAAAGUAAAAUCACGGAAACUUGCGCAACAAACAUAUUGGCACGAUUUAAGCGAGCAGAAUUACAAGACGAAUGGGAAGAUAUUGAGGAGAAAAAGAUUACUGAACCGCAUAAGAAAGUCAAACUCCUUGAUCUUGUAAAUUUUAUGGAUAGUAAAAAUAUUUCUUGUGAGCAGAACAAUCUUCUAAACUUCAAACCAAUAAUCACGCCUAGAUUGUCAGAAGGAACAUCAACUUCUGAGAAAAACGACCAGAAAGUUGAAGAGAAGAAAGACGAUUCUCGAUGGUUUUCACUGCUUACAGAGAAUGAGAAUGCAUAUUACUAUUGCAAAUUAUGCUUGUUUAAAUCAUCAAAUCAAGAAGCAUUUAUUACUCACAUCGAUUUUCUUCAUUCAAGUUGGAAAUGGUCAAAGUAUUGCAGUAUUUGUGAAAAAAACAUCAUUGAAGGAAGUAAUUCGCACAAAGAUGAAUUUAAACAUUACAUUGAGCAUAUGAAAUCUAGAAAAAUUAAAACACAAAUUCCAUAUACUGUUUCGGAAAUCAAAGUUCUUCUUGGGGAUUCAUUGUCUCAAAAACCAGUGGAAAAGUUUAUACCAAUCGUGAAUUCAUCUGCAACAAUUAAAGUUGUUGAAAACAAUAAGGAAUCAAAAGAGUUUUCUGCUGCACUUGUACCAAAACAAAAUUCUUCAAUCUCUUUCAAAAUGCCACCGAAGACUGUUAUUAAAUACGUUUUUGAAGGCAACAAAUUAGUUCCCAUGAAAAGUUCACAGAAUACGAUCAGUUCAUUAAAACUACGACCAUGGCUUAUGAAAAGACAAGUCGAGGUUUCCAAAAGCGAAGCACUUUGUGAUGCAAUGUUACAAAAUUUUUAUUGCCUUGCUGCCUUUUACAAAUGUAUGGGAACUACGUGCACAUUUUAUACUUGCGAUCAAAAUAUUUUUCGUGAUCAUCUACUUAAACAUUGGAUGGUACAAAAGGAAGAUUCAAAAAAUUGGUUGAUUUGCAGUUAUUGUAACUAUCGUGGAAAUAUUAUUAGCGAUUUUAUAAGACAUUUGAAUGCUAAUCAUGGCUGGGAUCGUUUUCAAUGCACUUACUGCUUCUUUCGUGCAUGUAAUUCAUCUUCUGUUCUUUAUUAUCAUCAAAAAAUGCAUCAUUUUAAAUUAGAACGUAAAGUUAUAGAAUGUGAGCCACGCUAUUCUCGAGAUGCAUCUCAAGAAGUUGCAGAGAUUAUGAAGAACAUUGCAACAUAUGUGUCUCUGCUUACGUGUUCAAUGUGUCCGGCUAGUUUCUAUACCUUUGAUUUAUAUGAGAGGCAUCUGAUUUCACAUAAUGACAAGAUGGCAACAAAAUGUAAGAAAUGUUGUCGAGUUUUGUUAGCUGCGUCAUUUCAACAACAUCUACUUAAAUGCCAAGGAAUUGGUCUUUACCAAUGUGUUUAUUGCUGGUAUGGGACUAAUCUUUCUAAAGAUAUUUUGAAUCAUGUUAUUUCGUGUCAUUCAAACCGUUCUUCGUAUUAUUGUGAACGAAUGCUACUAUCUGAUGGAACGAAUUGGAAUCAAGUGAAGACCGCUCCUAAUUCUAUAAAUACUUUGAGCAUCAAGUUAAUUAAAAAUAGUUCGUCUGGAGUUCCUUUCGUGAAGAUAGCCAAUGAUCCGUGUUUGAAGAAUGAAAAUAAUUGGCGUAUCAUAGACGCUUCAUCGGUGAAAGCUGUUGAAUCAUCACAAGCAGUGAAUACAGAUUCAACUUCCCAAUCAGAUAAUUUUAUCCCACCAAUAGCUGUAGACCCAAUGUCUGUUAACACCAGCAAUGAUGAUGGUGUUCAAAAUCAACAAGCUAAGUCAUCGCUUCAAAUUUCAAAUGUCAUUUCGUUGGCUGGAAAUGUCGAUUUUUGAAUGGUUCAACAAAAUCGUUUACAAUGCUUACAAAUGAAUAUCGCAAGAAAUAGAAGUGAACAAAUAUUAAUUUAUAAGUUGUUUUAAUGUAAUUACAAGCUUCAAUAACGUGUGGUUCACUGUAUUGUAUAAAUGAAAGAUUCACCAAUGUUUCAUGAUUAAAUUUGAAAUUAAUCAAUAAAAACAUUUGAAAUUUGUAUUUCC